Porites lobata is the source of this 885-nucleotide messenger RNA. The record is from the annotation of a GenBank genome assembly. NCBI's taxonomy places the organism in Eukaryota, Metazoa, Cnidaria, Anthozoa, Scleractinia, Poritidae.
AUGCUCACGAUUGAAUCGUUUGAAGUUUAUGUCGAUCCAAUCCAGGAAAUGAUUGAAGAUUUACUACUCCCAACUAUUUUCGGUCAAUCAGAGCCUCUCCCUAACGAGGUGCGCAGACUUGCUACCCUAGCAACAGGUCAAGGGGGUCUAGGCAUUCCUGAUCUGAAAUCCGAGGCACCGCAGCAGUUUGCUGCCUCGAGACUAAUAACCACCGCGCACGUAGAUUCUAUUACUUCACAGAGUUCCAUCAUGGUGUCAGGAGAAAGAUCUACGGAGGAGCUAAAGAGGCAUCAACAAUCACUUAAGAGAGCAAGUGCCAAAGUGAAAAUGGAUAGCAUUGAUUCAAGCCUCUCCCUAGGCCUGCUACGUCUGGUUAAUCAAUCGAGAGACAAGGGCGCAAGUUCUUGGCUGAAUGCGAUGCCUCUCGCAGACAAAGAUUUAGCCCUCAACAAGCAAGAAUUCAGAGACUCGCUACGCUUGCGUUAUGACUUGCCCUUAGUCGAUUUACCAAGUCAUUGCAUAUGUGGGGAUAAAUUCACCGUUAGUCACGCCCUCUCUUGUAAAAAGGGGGGGUUUGUAGCGCAGAGACAUGACGGUGUACGGAACUUGUUAAUGACAUUCAUCGACAAGAUCUGCAAUAAUGUCGAAAUCGAACCACGCCUCCAGCCCCUGGACAACGAGCGAUUUCAUUUGAGGAGCGCUGUUACAAGUUCUGAGGCAAAAUUAGACAUCAAAGCGGGAGGUUUCUGGGCAAGAGGAGUUACGGCAUUUUUUGAUGUUAGAGUUACGCACGUCAACUCCAAGUGUUACCAGAGCAAGCCAACAUCGGAAGUGUUCAAGGAGCAAGAAGAAGAGAAGAAGCGCAAGUACCAGCAGCGGGUUUAG